AUGACCUCACGUCGGGGAACCCCAACCACGCCCUUCAUCCCUCCACUCGGCAGCCCAGGCGACCCUGCGUCUGCCCCAGUCAUCCCAAAUAGCGGAGGGUCGCCAAGCUGGAAUCCUACAUCUUACGCACCUCCACCAGGGGCGUCGCCAUACCACGGAACACCAUUCAUUCCCCACCUCAGCCCCGCUGCCUUGGGACCUCCCGUCAUCCCAGGUGUCAUGCCCCCGCCUGGGCCUCAACACCAACGUAGCUCGUCGCGAGGACAGCCGCCAGGAGUCUCAUCUGAUUAUACGGGUUAUCCACAGGGAACACCAUACUAUGGACCGUCUACAGCACUGCCCGGCUCAUACACACCGGCAGCGCCACCCAUUUCACCAGCAUGGGGAUACCCUUCCUCUGCACCAGCGGGGUUUCCUGCGUUUGGCGGAACACCGUGGGGAGCACCAGGACAGAAUCUUCCUCCCCAACACCACUCAACGCCUUGGGGUGGCCCGCCAUCAGGACUGCCUCCGGCUGCGCCAUACUCUGCCGCGUUUCCGGGUAUGCCCCCGCUACAUGCUGCCCAGGGCCCGUACACGCCAUUUCCCGGUAUGACCCAACCAGGGCCUCCUCCAGGGUGGGGGCAACCCCAGCAACCUCCGUGGUUCCAGCAACAGUUCCAGCAACCGCAUCAGCCACGCGGGGCGCCAGGCGGAGAUUGGGGUAUUCCCUCGUAUUUCGCGCCAUCCCAGCACCCUCGAGGACCUCCGGAGCCGCCUGCUCAAAUCGCGGAUCGGAUGGAUCCCUUCGCCGAAGGUAGCCACUAUGGCCCGGUGCUCGAACCGUUCCUGGUGAAAGUCGUAGGCGCCCAAGUGAAGAUCAAUCCUCUCCUUCAACCACUUCCCGAGGACGGCUCGGAUCAGGUGCACCUGAAAUGGAAUAUGAUUUUCCCAACGUCGACGGUGCAGCGCUCAUUGGACCCCUCGCACAUCUCGUGGUCAAAAGGACGCGACACGCCAGCGACAUUCCCGAGGAUAACGGCCAUGAGGCUCGUCUCGACCGCGAUCCCAUGGAUGACGAACAUCAAGGCGCGCAACCCGGAGAAAGGGCUCACAUGCGGGGAAGUGAUCGACGCGAUUGGGUACGACAUGUCCAAGUUCACAAGCGCCCAGGACUUCAAGGUCCUCUCCCCGACCGACCAGAAGGAAGUAACCAACGCGUACCGGCACCACCGAUCGCGUUCCCCAGGUGUUCCGGGAGGCCAGUUAGGGCAGGGCAUGAAGCGUCUCGACUUCCUGCGCCAGAACACGAUGUUCGCGGGGAUCGAGGUGAACGACCGGAUGGUGAAGCGGAUCUGCGGCGAGGCACUGCCGUGUGUUUUUGUGCUCAAGUGCUCGCCGACGUUCCCGAUGACGAAGCAAGAGAUCAAGGACCGCGAGGCGAGAGCGAAGGCAACGAGUGCGGGAAGGCGGUCGAGGGCGAACUCGACGAGCACGCGGAUCACGGUUCAGUCGCCCAGUGAGAGUGGAGACUCGGGCGACGCGGAUACGGAUCGGUGA
Messenger RNA from Cyclocybe aegerita, 1539 nucleotides. NCBI's taxonomy places the organism in Eukaryota, Fungi, Basidiomycota, Agaricomycetes, Agaricales, Hemipholiotaceae. The record is from the annotation of a GenBank genome assembly.